Molecule: messenger RNA, 11637 nt
Organism: Chaetomium fimeti
Lineage: Eukaryota; Fungi; Ascomycota; Sordariomycetes; Sordariales; Chaetomiaceae
Exons: 2
Coding region: 1-11637 (3878 amino acids)
Biological process (GO): DNA repair; regulation of DNA-templated transcription
Cellular component (GO): nucleus; SAGA complex; NuA4 histone acetyltransferase complex
Molecular function (GO): protein binding
Source: RefSeq, a predicted model, not a curated record
AUGGCGAGCAGUCUCAUUGAGGAUGUGGUGAGGAAACUAAGUGCCUCGGAAACCGAGCCCCGGCUCAAGGUCGAAGCGGCAUGUGCCCUGCGCGACAGCCUCGAUCAUUACACGGCGGGCCCCAGCUACACAACCUUCCUCAAUCGAUUAAUGCCCAUAUUCAUCCACAUACUCCGCCAGCCAUGCGUCCUCAACACCUACCUCGCCGAUCAGGCCAACACGCAGAAGUUGCGAAACUGCGUGCUCGAGAUCCUGCACCGGCUGCCGACGUCACAAUCCCCGCCCGAGCCGUUUGAGAAAUUCGCCGAAGAGACUGUGGACCUCUUGAUGCAGCUCGUCCGUAACGACAACGAGGACAAUGCUGUCUUAUGCGUCAAGAUCAUCUCGGACAUCAUGCGGCACCAGCACAAGGCAAUGGGGAACAAGGUCCAGGCAUUCCUGUCCUUGAUUCAGGAAUUGUUUGAGCAAGUAGACAAGGUCGUCCGCGAGCAGCUGGACAACAUCUCCUCGACUGCGGCACCGGUACCGCCGUCCACACCAGGCAGCACGCAGACCACGUUCCUGCCGCAUCAGCAAUCCCCGAGGGCUGGCUCGCCGGUUGCCGCAGGAGCCCCCGAUUUUAUCGCCGAUGUCAACCAGCCGUCAAACCGCCCCCUGCUACGGGGGAUGCAAUCCUUCAAGGUCUUGGCCGAAUGCCCCAUCAUUGUCGUUUCGAUAUUCCAGGUCCAUCGGCCGAGUGUCACGAACAAUGUAAAAGCAUUCGUGCCCUUGAUCAAACAGGCGCUGCUCUGCCAAGCCAGGGCCCAGGACCAAGCGCACAAGGACGCGGCCGCGCGCGGUACCAUCCAUACCGGCGUCAGCCCCAAUAUCAAGAACCGCGCUGCGUUUGGGGAGUUCAUCACCGCCCAGGUCAAGACCAUGAGCUUCCUGGCCUACUUGCUCCGGCAGUACUCUGGCAAUCUCACGGACUUCUUGCCGUCACUCCCUGAGAUCACGGUCCGCCUCUUGAAAGACUGCCCCAGAGAAAAGUCGGGAGCCAGAAAGGAGUUGUUGGUAGCUAUUCGGCACAUCAUCAAUUUCAAUUUUAGGAAAAUCUUUCUUCCCAAGAUCGACGCCUUGUUGGACGAGAGGACGCUCAUCGGGGACGGCUUAACGGUUCAUGAGACCAUGCGACCCCUCGCGUACAGCAUGUUGGCCGACCUCAUCCACCACGUCCGCGAGAGCCUCACCCCCGAACAGAUCCGGAAGACGGUCGAGGUCUACACGCGAAACCUCCAGGAUAACUUUCCGGGGACCAGCUUUCAGACUAUGAGUGCGAAACUGCUUCUGAACAUGGCCGAGUUCAUCGCUCGGAUGCCCAACAAGGUUGAUGCGCGCCACUACCUCAUCAUGAUCCUUAAUGCCAUUGGCGACAAGUUUGCCGCCAUGAACAGGCAAUACCCGAACGCGGUCAAGCUCUCGAAACAAUAUGCUCAGCAGGCGGCCGACGAUGCCCGAGAGACCUACCUGUCCGAUAGGGAGCAUCCGCCAGAAUGGGACGAAGUUGACAUUUUCAAUGCCAUGCCGAUCAAGGCGUCCAACCCCCGGGACCGCGCCGCCGACCCAGUUGUCGAUAACAAGUUCCUUUUCCGCAAUUUGAUGAACGGCCUGAAGAACACCUUCUACCAGCUGAAGAGCUGCAACCAGCCAGGGGCCGUGGAUCUGACCGGCGCCCCCGCGCACUGGACUGACGUCGCCUACGGCUUCACAGCCGAGGAGGUCAAGGUCAUCGUCAAGCUGUUCCGCGAAGGUGCUUACGUAUUCCGAUACUAUGAGAUAGAGAAGCCAGCAGCCGAGUCGCCAUACAGCUCGCCCGUCGAAUACAUGGCGAACUUCUACAUGAUUUCGAGCAGCAAGGAAGAAAAGGACCUCCUCGAGACCUUUGCGACAGUCUUCCACUGUAUUGAUCCUGCCACAUUUCACGAGGUGUUCCAGCAGGAGAUUCCACGACUUUACGACAUGAUUCAUGAGCAUACCGCACUCCUCCAUAUACCCCAAUUUUUCCUUGCCAGCGAGGCGACCUCGCCCAGCUUCUGCGGCAUGCUGCUCCGCUUCUUGAUGGAACGCAUCGAGGACGUGGGCUCCGCCGACAUCAAGAAGUCAUCCAUCCUCCUUCGACUCUUCAAGCUGGCGUUCAUGGCUGUCACCCUCUUCGCAGCCCAAAACGAACAGGUGCUUUUGCCACACGUCGUCGACAUCGUGACCAAGUCCAUCGAGUUGUCGACCAAAGCAGAGGAACCGAUGAACUACUUCCUUCUGCUCCGAUCUUUGUUCAGGAGCAUAGGGGGCGGGAAGUUUGAGCACCUUUACAAGCAGAUCCUGCCGCUCUUGGAGAUGUUGCUCGACGUCCUCAACAACCUUCUCUUGGCUGCCCGCAAACCUGCCGAGCGGGAUCUCUAUGUGGAGCUCUGCCUUACCGUUCCAGCCCGGCUUAGUAACCUCCUGCCGCAUCUCAGCUUCCUGAUGCGUCCCUUGGUAGUGGCGUUGCGAGCAGGUACGGAUCUGGUUGGUCAAGGACUCCGGACUCUCGAGCUGUGCGUCGAUAACCUCACUGCCGACUAUCUAGAUCCAAUCAUGGCCCCCGUGAUUGACGAGCUGAUGACGGCUCUCUUUGACCACUUGAAGCCUCACCCCUACAGCCAUUUCCACGCCCACACCACCCUCCGGAUUCUCGGAAAGCUGGGUGGCCGAAAUCGAAAGUUCAUGACGGAUGCGCUCCCGGUCACCUUCCAACAAUACGUCGACGAUCGGUCGAGUUUCGAUGUCCGGCUCAUUGGGUCGAAGAGGGACAGGGCUUUCCCGGCGCAUCUCGGGAUUGACCUGGCCAUCCAAAAUCUGAUGGAGGUGCCGAAGCCAGCUAAGGGGCCGUCGCCAUCGCUGUCGAAGCAAUACGACCCCUAUUAUAAGAGGCAGGCCUUGCACCUCAUCAUCGCUCAGGUCAAGUUGCGGGUUGGCUUUGACAGCCUGCCCGACGAUUUUCCCCGCCUUGUUCGCCUCCAGGUCCAGGACCUGAUCAAUCGCAACAAGGCCGUCGAGGUCUCCAUCUUUGAGACCUCCGACCGUGAGCGGUCAACGGCCAAGAAGGACGACGAGGAAAACCUGCUCAAGCGCCUGAUCAAGGCCCUCAUGUUCGCUCAGUCGAUUCCCGAUUUCAAAGCCGAGGUGGAUGCGCUGCUCCUUAACCUGGCUCGCCACUUCACCAUCCUCGAAGUCGGGCGGGCGCUGGCCGACAUGAAGAGGGCUCAUAGUCCCUUCGAUACAAAGUCGGGUGAAGGUCUUCUCUUUCUCGAUAGCCGGGUCCUCUCUGAUGCCAUACUGGAGUCCAUGGCCUCGGAUAGCCCGGACGUCCGCGAUGCCGCUGAGCGUCUGGUGAAAGAAAUGUACAACUCGGCCGUCAUCAUCUUCGGGUCGCCCGCACACGUCGCCCGCCUGACCUUAUUCAACAGCCUAGCAUCCACUUUUUGCCACGGCUGCUACGAAGAGGAGUGGUUCACCAAAACAGGCGGAACCUUGGGGAUCAAGGCCCUGCUGACUGACGUCGAUCUUGGCGACGCCUGGGUGGCGACCAAGCAGAUCGAGUUUGUCCGCGCCCUCAUCUAUGUCGUCAAGGACAUGCCCCUAGACCUACCUGAAAAGACGAGGAGGUCGGCACAGGUCGCCCUCGAAAUCCUCCUGACGAGGCUCACCAAAAACAUCACGAAGGCGGACUGCUUACCCGCCCCGCCGUCAGCGGCACCGCAGCCGCCGCAGCCGCCGCAGCCGCCGCCGAAACAGUCUCGCAUCGCCCAGAUCAUUAUGAUUCUCAACGGGGAACUUUCCCAUAUGAACCGCCACGUCCGAGACACGGCAAGGAGAUCUCUAGAGCUGAUUGCCAAGGCAGCCGGGGCCGAGGUCUGGGAGCUCCUCGAGCCUCACCGCAAGCACCUGCUACAACCUAUCUACGCAAAGCCCCUCCGCGCUCUGCCUUUCGCCAUCCAGAUCGGUUUUAUCGAUGCGGUCACCUACUACAUGUCGUUGAAGCGAGACUUUGUUGCUUUCGAUGAGAACCUCAACCGACUCUUGAUGGAGUCGUUGGCGUUGGCAGACGCAAGUGACGAGUCGCUGGCGGGGAAGAUGCUCGAAUUCAGGACGCACAACUUCAUCGUAAAUCUGCGCGUCUCUUGCAUCAACAUCCUCCGCAGUGCAAUGGGCUUCGACGAGUUUGGGGGCAGUGUCAACAACCCGACUAGGGUCAAGGUUGUGUCGGUGUUCUUCAAAUGCCUGUACUCCGAUUCCCCGCCGACCAUCGAAGCAGCCAACGACGCGCUGAGGUCGGUGUUGCUACAGACUAGCAAACUGCCCAAGGAUCUCCUUCAGUCCGGCCUCAGACCAGUUCUCGCCAGCUUGCAGGAUGCUAAGCGCUUGACGGUUCACAGCUUGGACAACCUCGGUCGGUUACUACGGCUAUUGACGACCUACUUUAAAGUAGAGAUCGGCGCGCGUCUUCUCGAGCACGUGAAGCAGAUUGCCGAGCCAGGCUUUCUUCAACAGGUUUCAUUCACCUUCUUCGAGCAGCACACCUCCCUGAAGGUGAUUGCUGCCGUCUUUAACAUAUUUCAUCUGCUCCCCGAAGCCGCCAAGCAGUUUAAGGAGCGUGUUAUUGAUAAUGUCCUGGACCUGGAGGAGAAGCUGCGCAGGACGCAUCACAGCCCGUUCCGCGUCCCCUUGUACAAGUAUCUCAACAAGUACCCGUCCGAUAUCUGGGCUUUCACUCUCAACAAGCUCGAGGAGCUGAAGUAUGGCCGGUUCCUAUCCCAGGUGCUACGGCACCCAGACAGCCAAGUCCUCCGAGACUAUGGCGCUGCGAACGUCGAGUUCAUCAUUAAGACGUGCAACAACUCGAUCAACCAGGGCAAGGACACCAAGUUCAUCGCCACCAUCAAUACCAUCAACAUGCUGGACGCCCUUUGCCAGUUUCCCAACACCUUGUCAUGGCUAGACAACAAAGAUUACAUCGAUUGGCUGAAGCAAGUUGGGAAGGAGCUUGAGCAAAAUCUGAAGGCGAACACAUUACCACCGAGCCUGCGGCUCCCGGCCGACCAAGCUUCUGAACAGCUCAUCGCCAUCCUGACCAAAGCUCUGGCCCGGAAUCCCAAGGAGCUAGACCCGCUCUUUGGUCUCGUCGAGUCCAUCACAGCCGACGACUUCCGUGAAACACCAGCCUUGGUGUCUCACAUCUACAAGCACAUCAUCUGCAGCGACUCGAUUGAGUUCUGGAGGACCGCUGUGCUCCGCUGUCUUGAGAUCUACGCGGGGAGGAGCGCAUCACAGCGGACAAAGUGGUAUCUGCUCCACAAUAUCGUCAACCCCAUCGUCGCCAUGGACGUGAUGCGGCACUGGAAUCGCGGCGAGCCGAGCAAAGGCCCACGGUUCCUCGACAAGUCCAUCAUCGACUCGAUCAACACCAAGAUCUGGAAGGUCAACCUGCCUGAUCCACAGGAAGACUUGUCGCAUCCGCGUAUCGACCACACCCGCAUGGAGGUGCUUCAGCUCUCGGCCAUGAUCGUCAAGUAUCACCACACCAUCCUUCAAGAUGCUCGGAAGGAUUUCAUCAAGUUCGGUUGGACCUACAUUCGACUCGACGACGUUAUCAACAAACAUGCGGCGUAUGUGGUCAUUGGCUACUUCAUCGCACACUAUGAGACGCCAGCCAAGAUUGUCACCCAAAUCUACAUCUCCCUCCUGAAAACGAAUCAGAACGAGGGCCGGGCGCUCGUUACGCAAGCGCUGGAGUUGAUGGCACCAGUUAUGCCAAAGAGGUGCAACGCGGCACUCACUGAGCGCAAUCCCGUCUGGGCAGUCGCGGCGCGCCGUAUCCUCUCAGAGGAGAGCCAGAACGUCCAGCAGAUGACGUGCAUCUUUCACUUCCUCGUGCGGCACCCGGAUUUGUUCUAUCACACUCGAGACAAGUUUGCCAUAUUGAUCAUCCAGUGCCUCCGCAAAGUGGCAUCACCUCCCAACCCAUCUAAUGAGAGCCGGAAACUCGCGCUCAACAUGAUGUGGUUGAUAUGGCAGUGGGAGGAGCGACGCGUGGAGGGGAAGAUGAGCGAGCCCCUCCGCGCUGUCACCGAGUCACCCGGCACCAGGAAGCGGAAGCUGGAGGACCCGCAGGCAUCUUCCCCUUUGGCCGCGCGUCAACCGGUCAAGGCAGAAUUCCAAAUCCCUCCUUUGGUCCGCCAUAAGAUGGUUAAGUACCUCGUUGAAUUCAUCGCCCAGUUGAAUGAGCGGUACCAGCUUCCGUCCGCCAAACCACGCGAUCCGGCCGCGCUGGCGCUUCCCUCGCCGACGACGGAGCUCUGCAAGAGGGCCAUGACUUUGUUAUACAAUCUCCUUCAGCCGCAGUACUGGGGCGACCUGGACGUGGACCUGUUCCCCAACGUCACCGACGUGGUCCUGGCCAGCACCAAAUCUGCAGGCCUCCUGUCGGCCGAUCCGUCGGACACGGACAAGUACGAUGAUAAGUUCAUCACCAAUAUCAUCAACACCCUGCAGGUGGUCCGUAUCAUUCUCAACUUCAAGUCCGACGAAUGGAUUCUGAAGCACAUGGCCCACGUGCAGAAGAUCUUGGACAAGUGUUUGAAGUCGGAGAAUCCCGAGAUCCAGGACUGUCUAAAUAUGGCUGACAAGGACCACGACGGCGGCCGCGAGAUCAAGCCGAUCGUGAAACGUAUCCUGGAUGCGAUCCCAGAGGACGUCCCCAUGGAGGAUGCGGAUACCGAUGGCGAGUCGGAAGCGCAAACCUCGGAAGUCAUCACCUUCCUCUCGGGCAUUGCCACGGAGAGCAUGGCUGCGUCGAACUACGUCUCCGGCAUCAACAUCUUGUGGUCACUCGGAUCCCGCAAGCCGUCCACCAUUGACCAGCACAUAACCGCCAUCAUGAAGUCGCUGCAGUCAAAGCUUGCCCGGGACCACGUCUCUCACUACGCGGCACUGGUGCACCAAGCCAGCGGCAUCCGUCCGCAGCAAGACCCGAACGCGGCGACCGAAAUGAAUCCCUAUGACCUCGAGAUCCAGACGGGCCUAAUCCUCAAGGCGAUCGAGGUCACAGCGAUGCGCAUGGAAAUCCUAGGCGACAACAGGCGGCCCUUCCUCAGCGUCCUAGCAACCAUCGUCGAGAAGUCACUCCAUGUGGGUCUCUGCGAGAAGAUCCUCGAGAUGGUGGAGGGUUGGGUCUUCCGGUCUGAAGGCACAUGGCCCACGCUUAAGGAGAAGACGGCGGUACUGCACAAGAUGAUAUCGUUUGAGCACCGCGCCGACCCGACCAUGUUGAUGAAAUUCCUCGAGCUUGUCCUCCGCAUCUACGAAGACCCCAAGAUCGCUCGGACCGAGCUGACGGUGCGUAUGGAGCAUGCCUUCCUUAUCGGCACGCGCGCUCAAGACGUUGAGAUGCGCAACAAAUUCAUGACCAUUUUCGACAAGUCCCUGUCCAAAACAGCGAGUGCCCGGUUGGCGUAUGUCAUUCUUUCGCAGAACUGGGACACACUGGCGGACUCAUAUUGGUUGGCGCAAGCAUCUCAACUUCUCUUGGGCGGCGUCGACAUGAAUCCCGUCAUUCAACUGCAUCAUGAGGAUUUCCGGACCCUGCAACUCUCUCAACUCCUGGGUAGCUACUCCAAGGACAGCCGCGAGCCGACCAGUAUGAGCGACGACAAGUACGAGUCGUUCAUGACAAAUCAUCGGCGCUUUGUGGGGGAGCUUGGCGACAUCAGGGUACGGGACGUCCUUGAGCCCCUGACGCAGCUGCAACAUGUCGACUCCAACUUUGCGAACGACCUCUGGGUGGCCCUUUUCCCGAUGUUCUGGUCCGCGACGGCCAAGGAGGACAGAGCCGAUCUCGAGCGCGGCCUGGCGGCGCUGCUCACCAAAGACUACCACGCGCGCCAGCUAGACAGGCGGCCGAAUGUGGUUCAGUCACUGCUAACCGCGGGCGUGAAGACGUGGCCACACUGCAAAAUCCCGCCGCACAUUCUCAAGUUCGAGGCCAAGACGUACGACACUUGGUACACGUCGCUCUACCAAAUGGAGAACUCGGCCAUCAAGCCUGAGAUCGACUCCGCAACCGUACGGGAAAGCAACCUGGACGCCUUGGUCGAUCUCUACGCCUCUCUAGGCGAAGAUGAUCUGUUCUACGGAACGUGGCGCCGCCGCUGCCAGUUUGUGGAAACCAAUGCCGCAUUAUCCUAUGAGCAACACGGCAUGUGGGAAAAGGCCCAGCGCAUGUACGAAACAGCGCAGAUCAAGGCCAGAACUGGCGUCAUUCCCUUCUCCGAGGCGGAAUAUAUGCUCUGGGAGGACCAUUGGGUGCUAUGUGCGCAGAAACUCCAGCAGUGGGAAGUCUUGCAGGACUUUGCAAAGCAUGAGAAUUUCCAGGACCUGCUCUUGGAGUGCGCAUGGCGGAACCCCGAGUACUGGCAGAACCAAGAGAACCGCGACCAGCUGGAUACGCUCAUCAAGGGCGUCAUGGACGCACCGACACCGAGGAGAUCAUUCUUCCAGGCGUUCAUGUCCCUUCUGAAGCUGCACAACAAGCAGGAGAACAUGCCGGACUUUAACCGCGUGGUCGAUGAGGCAAUUCAGCUGUCAAUUAGGAAAUGGCAUCAGCUGCCGAAACGACUCACAGCGGCUCACAUCCCGGUUCUCCAGAACUUCCAGCAGCUCGUUGAGCUCCAUGACGCCAGCGUCAUCUCUCAGAGCCUGAACAGCACAAACGCCAACAAUCUUGACGUCAAGUCGGGCGAGCUGAAGUUGCUUCUUGGGUCGUGGAGGGACAGGCUUCCGAACACAUGGGACGACAUCGUUGCAUGGCAAGAUCUGGUGACGUGGAGACAGCACAUCUUCGGCCUCAUCAACGGAACGUACCUGCAACUUGUGCCUCCGCAGCCGCAGAAUGCGGGGGGCGUCUCGUUUGCGUACCGAGGCUAUCACGAGACUGCAUGGAUCAUCAACCGGUUUGCUCAUGUCGCCAGGAAACACGCGCUGCCGGAUGUCUGCAUCAGUCAGCUGAGCCGCAUCUACACCCUUCCUAACAUCGAGAUCCAGGAAGCAUUCCUCAAGCUGAGGGAGCAGGCCAAGUGCCAUUACCAGAACCCCGAGGAACUGACGAGCGGGCUGGACGUGAUUAACAAUACCAAUCUUAACUACUUCAGCGCGCCGCAGAAGGCUGAGUUCUAUACCCUCAAGGGCAUGUUCUUGGAGAAGCUCAACCAGAAGGAGGAGGCCGACGGCGCGUACGGCACGGCUCUCUAUUUCGACAUCACGGCGGCAAAGGCGUGGGCAGAAUGGGGCUACUUCAACGACAGGAAGUUUAAGGAAAAUCCGACCGACCUGGCGGCGGCCAAGCAAGCAGUCACCAGCUACCUGCAGGCGGCGUCGAGCUAUAAAAAUAACAAGUCCAGGAAGCUGAUCGCGCGGGUUCUGUGGCUGCUGAGCCUCGACGACGCAAACGGCACCAUCUCGCAGGGGUUCGAUGACUUCAAGGGAGAGGUUCUUGUCUGGUGGUGGAUUACGUACAUCCCGCAGCUCCUGAUCGGCCUCGGCCACAAGGAAGCGCCGCGCGUGCAGACCAUCCUCCUCAAGAUUGCGAAGACCUACCCGCAAGCGCUGUACUUCCAGCUCAGGACCAACCGCGAAGACAUGCUCGCGAUCAAAAAGAACCAGGAGGCCAAGGAACGGGCAAGGCGUGGACAGGCCGCGGGCAACAAGUCGGCCGGCUCUCCGCAGCUGACCAAGAAAGACGCGGCGGCCAGCAGCAGCGAUUCCCGACCCGCAACGGCUAACGGAGACGCGGGCGGACAAGCCAAGGUCGAGCCCAAAACCGAAGGCGAAGUUGCGAGCACACCCACGGGACCGUCUUCGACGCCUAACGGGCCGGCACAAGGCGAGCAGUCGGGCAGCUCCCAAAAGAAGCCCUGGGAGCUCACGGAGGAGAUCAUGAGCGUUCUGAAGACUGCUUUCCCCUUGCUGGCGUUGUCGAUGGAGACCAUGGUGGAUCAGAUACAGAAGCAUUUCAAAUGCCCACCUGACGAGGACGCCUACAGGUUAAUCGUCGCGCUCCUCAACGACGGCCUUGCGUACGUCAGCCGUAUGCCAACUUCGUACGCCCGGGAUGUGAAGCUUCCGCCUGCCACGGAGAACAACAUAACGCGUUUCGCCGAGACGAUCCUGCCGAGCCACAUUCGUGGCACGUUCGAAGCGGACUUUGUCAAGGUCAAGCCCACUAUGUAUGAGUACAUCCACAACCUCCGCAAGUGGCGCGACAAGUUUGAGGAGAAGCUCGACCGGCGGGCGACGCCGGUGCCGCUCGAAAGCUUUGCCCAUUACUCGCCGCAUCUAAGCGAGUUCCGGUACCAGAAGUUUGACGAGGUCGAGGUUCCGGGGCAGUACCUACAGCACAAGGACAAGAACCAGGACUUUGUCCGCAUCGACAGGUUCCUGCCCAACGUCGACCUGGUGCGCACUAUAGGAGCGUCCCACCGGCGCCUCAAGAUCCGCGGCCACGACGGCAGCGUGCACGUGUUUGCGGUGCAGCACCCCGCAGCUCGGCACUGCCGCCGGGAGGAACGGAUCCUGCAGCUGUUCGAGCAGCUCAACCAGACGCUGGGCAGCAAGAAGGAGAGCCGGCGGCGGGAUCUGCAGUUCACGCUGCCGCUGAUGGUGCCGCUGGCGCCGCACAUCAGGAUCGUGCAGGAGGACACGACGUACAUCACGCUGCAGGGCAUCUACGAGGAUCACUGUCGUCGGAAUGGUAUCCCCAAGGACGAGCCGGUGCUGUACACGAUGGAGAAGCUGCGGGGGCUGGUGGACUCCAAGGGACCCGUAAGAGACGCGCUUGACCCUAUCCACGGACACGGGCUAACCACUCAUGACUUGCAGAAGCCGGCGGAGCACGCAGUGACGGCGCGUCUGGAGGUGAUGCGGGCGAUCCAGGAGAAGUACGUGGACCACACGGUGGCGCUCGAGUACUUCCAGGGCGCGUUCCCCGACUUCUCCGAGUUCUGGCUCUUCCGGCGGCGCUUCUCGUACCAGCUGGCGGCGGUGACGUUCAUGACGUACAUCCUGCACAUCGACAAGCGGUACCCGCACAAGAUCAACAUCGCGCGCGGGUCGGGCAACAUCUGGGCGUCGGAGCUCAUCUCGUUCAUGGCGGCCAACCGGCCGUACUUCCACAACCAGGAGCCCGUCCCCUUCCGGCUCACGCCCAACCUGCAGACGCUCAUGGGCCCGCUCGCGACCGAGGGAAUCUUUGCCUCGUCGGUCAUGGCCAUCGCCCGCUGCCUGACGGAGCCCGAGUUCCAGCUCGAGCACGCCCUCACCCUCUUCGUGCGCGACGAGAUGAUGUUCUGGUUCACCAGCUCCCACCGCUCGGCUCCGCUCACCGAGAACCAGCUGCGCGAGACCGUCCAGGCCAACAGCGAUAUGAUCGUGAAAAAGGCCGUGUCGCUGGCCCAGGCGCCUGCGGGGAAUCUGCCCGCGCACCAGACGGUUAUUGACCUGAUUGCGAAGGCGGUCAAUCCGAUGAACUUGGCUAUGUGUGAUGCGUUGUGGAUGCCGUAUUUGUAA